UAUGACUACGGUGCGUGACGUAGGACAGGUUUCUGAUACAUCUACUGCAGUCUGGCGAUGAGUUUUCACCCGUAUGGCACGAUAGGCACAAAGUGAUAAUGGAGGUCAUGACACUAUUGGUUAAGGUUGUUUUAGUCAUAAUCGGACUUUUUCCAGGUAAAACCCUCGUGUACAUCGUGGCCGGCCUUCAGUGCGGAGUUCUCGUCAUCACCAUCAUUGUCAUCGUCCUGUACAACAGAAGAAAACACAUGUCACUAUUGGCUAACGGGGGUUCUCUCCGCAACCAAGAAUCCCCAUCAGGAAAUGUGUCCACCGAGAUGGAAACUUCCAACCUACCCACGCAACGAACCGGCAGGAAAAUAUCCGACCUCUACACUACAGUAUUACCGCGUGCCAUGAGGACGAAGGGUGGAAUCCAGACGAAUGCAAACAGAGAUUCCCCUCUGCCCACCGACGCCACUGGGUACAUCGACAUGACGUCGAAAAACGUCACCACGUCCGUUGACGCCAUCACUCACCACCUCUAUUCUGACGUCGCUAGAGAGACACCGGCGGUUAAAAACGAUGGGCGCAUACUUCCUUCUGUGUAUGAGAACAUAUCUUAGGAAAACCGUCGAUGAGGUGUUCGGGGAGAAGGACCAAAUGGUGGGCUUACGGGUAAAGGGGAAGCGAGUGGUGAUGAUUGUGAGUGUGUCUCUCGCGCCACACCGAUUACCUCUUAACAAUACUCGAUUUCAAUAUUAUGCCGCAAGCUUCAAUUAUAUUUUACUUCCACGGCGGCUUUUAUACAUUUUGAUAUGAUAUAACGUUAAUAUUCUUCUUGUAAGAUAUCAUUGUGUCCUCACAUUUUAUGAUUAUUAAAGUCCCACUUAUUACUUUUAUGACACAUUUUAUGUAUUAUAUUUACACAUGUGCAUCUGGUGAUACUAAAGUACAUAACUUGUCUGUCUGUUUGUCACCUUUUGUGAAUGUUGUAUCAUUACAAUAUUGAAUCAAAUUCUCUUCUACACAACUGAUAUAA
Molecule: messenger RNA, 1021 nt
Organism: Haliotis rufescens (red abalone)
Lineage: Eukaryota; Metazoa; Mollusca; Gastropoda; Lepetellida; Haliotidae
Exons: 4
Coding region: 99-605 (168 amino acids)
Source: RefSeq, a predicted model, not a curated record